Cyprinus carpio (common carp) is the source of this 715-nucleotide messenger RNA. RefSeq names its product beta-crystallin A2-like. NCBI's taxonomy places the organism in Eukaryota, Metazoa, Chordata, Actinopteri, Cypriniformes, Cyprinidae. The record is from RefSeq and is a predicted model, not a curated record. Gene Ontology annotation, biological process: visual perception; lens development in camera-type eye. Gene Ontology annotation, molecular function: structural constituent of eye lens. The coding region runs from base 48 to 641 and encodes 197 amino acids. The transcript has 4 exons.
ACGCUGUGGUCUUUUCCUGAUAGAGAGUGCGGUGAUCGACAGCAGCCAUGAAUCCGCAGGAGCAAUUGGAGCAGAGGGGGAAGUUUAGGAUGACCGUGUUCGAGGAGGAGUACUUCCAGGGCAAGAGCUGUGAAUUCACAUUUGAGUGCCAGAACAUACUGGACAGAGACUUCAGAAAGAUUCGCUCCAUUAAGGUGGAGAACGGCCCCUGGGUGGGGUACGAGUAUCCUGAGUUCCAGGGCCAGCAGUUUAUCCUGGAGAAAGGAGAAUAUCCCUGUUACCAGGCCUGGAGUGGCAACAGCAGUUACAGAACAGAGCACAUGCUCUCUUUCAGACCUAUUAAAUGUGCUAACCACAGUGACAGUAAGAUUACCCUCUAUGAGUGUGAAGACUUCAUGGGACGUAAAUUUGAGAUGUGUGAGGAUUAUCCCUCCCUUCAAGCCAUGGGUUGGUGCAGCAAGGAAGUUCCCUCAAUCAAAGUAAACUCUGGAGCCUGGGUAGGCUAUCAGUUUCCCGGUUACCGUGGAUAUCAGUACAUCUUUGAGAGGGACAGACACCAAGGAGAGUACAGAUGCUACAAUGAGUACGGCACCCAGGCACACACCAAUCAGAUCCAGUCUAUGCGCAGAAUUCAGCAAUAAGACCCAGCACCACUGUGUACACCAUGUCAUGCUGUGUCAAUACUAUAGGCAAUAAAGACAUUAUAUAAACUACA